AAAUCAAGACUCAAGCAAGUAAGAGAGAAGAAGAUGGAUUCAAAAAAGGGUUUUUCUCCUUAUCCAGACUUCCUCAAAAUCUACAACUCUCAAGAACAUUCUCAAUGUUUGGUAAUCCCAAGAGAAUAUAACAAGUACUAUCCAAAGCCUCUCCCUGAGACAGCUAUUCUCCAAAUGCCAGAAGGAGACACUUGGACUGUCAAAUGGACAAUAAGCCAAGAAGAGACUAUAAGCUUCCAAGAUGGUUGGGAUAAGUUUGUCAAAGACAAUGGUCUCCUUGACAGAGACUUUCUCUUAUUUACUUAUGAUGGUUCUCAAAGCUUUUGGGUACGUAUCCACCGGGAUGGCUUCGAUGUGAAGAAAAAACCUCCUCUCGAAAUACAAGUAAUAUCAGAUGAUGAAGAUGAUCAUCAUGUGGAGGAAGAAGAUAACAAUGAGCAAAUGAUCAUAUUGCAUGAUGGUGAUAAUGAUGAUACAAUGAUUUGUGAAGUUAACAACGCUCAUGGAAGUUCCAAGAAAGGAAGAUGUGUGAGAAGAGGACCUUCUAUUGAUACGGAAAAGUAUCUCGAUGAUCCCGAAAAUCCGUUCUUUAUUUCAACUUCAUCGUGUACGAGGCUUGUGUUGACAAUUGCUAACCAAACAAUAAGAGACUAUCUCUUAAAGUUUGGAAGCACAAUCAAUCUCAUCGAUGGAUUCGGGGAACUAAGUCGAAAAGUUGGCAUAUGGCACGAUCGCAUUGUGGUUUACAAGUGGGACGAAAUGUAUAAAAGGAACAAUGCAAAGCCUGGAGAUGUAAUCAUAUGCGAGAUUAUACGUGAAGAAGAAGAAGAUAACGUUGUUAGCUCCAUCAAAGUCCAUUUCGUAAAGAACUGAAGUUUAUCUAUCGUUUUUUGGUUUUUAGUUGAUGGAUUGAUGAAACCUUUUUGUCAUUAGGAUCUUAUUGAAACUUAAUAUAUUUUUUUCUCGGAUUUAAGCUAGCAUUUGAAGUUGUGGACUUUGUGAUUUUUAAUUAAAGGUAUGUUGCAUG
Arabidopsis arenosa is the source of this 1027-nucleotide messenger RNA. The record is from the annotation of a GenBank genome assembly. Lineage: Eukaryota; Viridiplantae; Streptophyta; Magnoliopsida; Brassicales; Brassicaceae.